AUGCUUCCGAUAGGGGACGGAUUUGGCUGUUUCUCGGUCGUGUUUCUGGUUUUGUUGCUGGGGACCAGAAGUCCGCUAUGUUCCACCGUGCUAACCGCCUCUGUCUACCUAUUUUUGCUAAUGUUCCGGUACCAGCCAGUUCCUGUAUCCCGGACCAGGCAGGUCCUGCGGCCCGGCAGAAGAGUGGCCGGUAUUGGCAUCUCUGUCAUUGCACACCGCGGAGGGGGACAUGACGCUCCUGAAAAUACCCUGGCAGCAAUCCGUAAGGCCAGUGAGAAUGGAGCCACAGGAGUGGAGCUAGACUUGGAGUUCACUGCAGACGGUGUCCCCAUCCUGAUGCAUGACACCACUGUAGACCGCACAACCAACGGGACAGGACUGCUCAGUCAGCUUACUUACAAAGACAUUCUAAAGCUGGAUGCAGCAGCCAAGCACCGGCUUUGGGACAUUUAUCAUGGGGAGAAGGUGCCGACCCUGGAGGAAGCAAUAGAGGAGAGUCUCCGGAACCAGCUCACUAUUUACUUUGAUGUCAAAGGGCAUGCUGACGAGGCUGCUGCUGCCUUGAAGAAGAUGUACCAGAAAUAUCCCACACUUUACAACAGCAGCAUUGUCUGCUCCUUUGAACCUAAGGUCAUCUACAAAAUGCGUCAGGCUGACCCAGCUGUGGUGACGGCCCUCACUCAUCGGCCCUGGAGCCUGAGUCACUUGGGGGACGGGACGCCCCGCUUCGACUCCCUCUCAAAGCACUACUGGUUCAUGCUGCUGGAUGUCCUGUUGGACUGGAGUCACCACAGCCUGCUGUGGGACCUGUGUGGGGUCUCUGCCUUCAUCAUGCAGAAGAACUACAUCUCCCCAGAGUAUGUGCGUUUCUGGGAAUCCCGAGGAGUUGAAGUUGUGGGCUGGACGAUCAAUAACUUGGCAGAAAAGGAAUAUUAUCAGAAUGUCCUUGGGUGCAGCUACAUCACAGACAGUCUGUUGGAAGACUGUGAACCCCAUUACUGACCAAGGGAGCAAGCCUGGACUUAAGCCACCAAAUCAUUCUGAUACCACUCACAUUAACCCAGUGUUCUGUUGUAUUUUAAUAGAUUUUUUUUUCUGGUUUAAAUUUUUUUAAAUAUUUCUUACCAAUUUCAUGGGAUUUUGCAGGGUAGCCUUUGGAGGUCAAUGUAAAGUUCAGUGUUAUUAUCACUUCAUAUGGUUGAAUGCUGUAAUUGUCUCUUACUCCAGAUAAUGCUUACAUGCUGAUAACUACAGUACUUCUAAAUCGGCUACCAGAUAAGUUUAAAUGGUUGAAUGAAAAAAAUAUUUUAAAUGUUAUUUGAAAAACCGUCACGAGAAGCACCCCAAUUUAGUGCCGUCAUAUAUUUUGUUAAAGUUACUGCAACAUUUAAGACUAGAGGUGUACAAGAGUUGUGUGAACAGUAUAUGGAAAAUAUCUUGAAUAGAUAUUGAAUGUGGCACACACUGUACACUCAUGCCCUAUCCAGAAUACAUGAAUAAUGCAUGAUGAUCGCAUGUUAAAAACAUGACUGAACCACAUGGUUAAAUGUUUACUGUUAACACCUCUAAUUCAGAAGUUUUGUUGUGGGAAUGGAAGCAAAAUGAAGAAGGAAUGCAUUCUGAUAUUCUUAAGUGCACAGAAGUCUAAACUAGAAGAAGAAAUUAUAUUCUAGUUUAAAGUCACGCACUGGGUGCUGCAGCUUCAGUGUUGAGAAUAGUUUUCAUGGAAAUGUAAUGUUAUUAUUUAAAUUGUAGUUCAUAAUUUUAUCAGCAAGGAGAUUAUAUUUGGGUGAUUAAAGAACGUUUGGAAGUAA
Polyodon spathula (Mississippi paddlefish) is the source of this 1814-nucleotide messenger RNA. RefSeq names its product glycerophosphodiester phosphodiesterase 1 (gene gde1). The record is from RefSeq and is a predicted model, not a curated record. NCBI's taxonomy places the organism in Eukaryota, Metazoa, Chordata, Actinopteri, Acipenseriformes, Polyodontidae. Gene Ontology annotation, biological process: lipid metabolic process. Gene Ontology annotation, molecular function: phosphoric diester hydrolase activity. The coding region runs from base 1 to 1002 and encodes 333 amino acids. The transcript is spliced from 6 exons.